Drosophila yakuba is the source of this 1047-nucleotide messenger RNA. RefSeq lists its product as uncharacterized. Bases 154 to 873 code for a protein of 239 amino acids. Lineage: Eukaryota; Metazoa; Arthropoda; Insecta; Diptera; Drosophilidae. The record is from RefSeq and is a predicted model, not a curated record. The transcript has 3 exons. Gene Ontology annotation, molecular function: transmembrane monodehydroascorbate reductase activity.
CAUGUUGUGAGAGCCUCAAAAGCGUUCUAACAACCGCCACGUUCGGUCGCGAUCUUCGGUUUGUAGUGGCCAACUGCUUGGCUUAUCGGUUCUACGUGCGAAUCUCACGUAGCAGAUAAGGGAUUUUCCCACAACUAAAGCGUCCUCAGCAUAAUGAUAUCCGCCGAAUUACAUGGUUCCUAUGGAGGCCUCUACUUUGGCUUCUGCACACUGAUCUCGCAUGUGCUUCUGGCGGGGAUCACCGCAGCCAUUGUUUACAAGUGCCUGGUGCUCAAACUCGUGCACACCGCCGGACAUGCCUUCUACUGCACGAUCGCCUUUGUCUUUUUCAUGGGUGAGGCACUGUUGGUUCGGAACAGCACAUAUCUGGAGUCCUCUUUGGGGCCUUUGAACCUCAACCGCCUGCACGCCAUCCUGGGGCUUUUGGCGUUUCUGGUCGGAGUCGGCGGAAUCGGAAUCAAGACAUGGCAGAAGCUAGAGCGCAAACGGGAAGAUCCCAAUGCCACUGUUCGCCACUUUAAGAGCAACCAUGCUUUUUACGGUAUAAUCGGCUGUGCUCUUCUGCUGGGUAGCGUUUUGAGCGGUCUUCCGCUGUAUUUCAUCAACGGUGGCUUUGCCUUAAAAAUGCUUCAUCGAUUUUUCGGAUUGGUCGGAUUCCUCGCUCUAAUGGUAUCUCAAAUGUUCGGAUAUAACACGGGUUUCGGCCGGCGACAGUGGAAGGCACACCACCAAAAGCUGUUCAAAUUUUUUACAUUUAUUGCCACCCUUACGACAGCAAAUUACGAAUUUCGACGAUUUGUACGAGAUGUUGCUGGUUUGGCGACUAAUUAUUUCAUUGCACCAGAUGCACCAGAAGCCAGAGAAGAUCUUUGAGGCUCUUUCAACAACCGAGUUGUAUCACAGUGGUUCCGAAUCCAAUCCCGAAACACAGUAUUGUGGAUUUUCGUAUCACUCAAAAAUAAUUCAAGUGCGAUGCAGAUCAGAGCUCUGAAGUUUGUCAAUAAAAAGUACACAACUGAAUUAUACUAUACGUAUAAACAUAUCGUA